This is a messenger RNA of Aspergillus heteromorphus CBS 117.55, 2712 nucleotides long. RefSeq lists its product as uncharacterized. The coding region runs from base 299 to 2314 and encodes 671 amino acids. Lineage: Eukaryota; Fungi; Ascomycota; Eurotiomycetes; Eurotiales; Aspergillaceae. The record is from RefSeq and is a predicted model, not a curated record. The transcript has 2 exons.
CCUCUCUCUGGUAUGCAAGGACGGUGGGUGUAGUGGCCCUUCACACUACGGUCAUGUUCCAGAGUGCGAGAUGACCCUCUCGAAGGGGCAGAAUACCCAUGCCCGGUGACUAGUUCUCCGUCACCGCAAGGCAGUCAAGGGAUACUGGGAGCCCAGGUUGCUAUGUAGUAUAAGGCCCUGUCGGCCGCAGGUCUCAUCAACUGAGGUUUCCUUUCCCUCUCUUUCCCUCUCCGUUCCUCUGAGUACCAGUCCGAGAAUCAUUCGUUCUUCUCUGCUAGUACACUUCCUCGACCCAGCCAUGUCCUCGACGGACUACCAGCCUAUUGGCACACCCUUGAAGCCCCAGUACAAUAAUCAUCAUCAUAAUAUGUCCGCCAACACGGCCCCAUCGUUUGUAAACAGGAGCGUGCCAUCAUACUGCGUAACAGGUGAAGAACCCAUGGCUCCCGGCAACAAUUCUCCGCGCUAUUCGCCCAAUGUACAGCCAUGGAAAAGGCAGCAAGCGCAGAGCUCCCUGUCCUUUGUUCGGUCGACGUCGCCUCGGCCUGAGCAGUCCGAGUAUACCACGUCGCAGUCCCGACGCCCAGCGGAGCGUCCUUCGGUGUACAUGUCGCCCUUCCGCUCAGUGCGCCGCAUGAAGCAGCCCUUCCAGCUUCGCCUACCAUCUUCCCCAUCCCUUGAGAACAUUGCAUCUGCCGCCAAAGAGUCCCGACUAUCGCGCCAGGUGUCUGGCGGUCCAACACUCCGAGCCUGGCGCUCAGACCAAAACUUGAACGUGACGAGCAUUGACUCGUUUGGCCUUCUCCCCAGCCCUCCUCUUUCAGAUUCUCUCGGCUCCCAGUCCUCUCCUUCAUCCGCCUACUUUUCGCCCAAACCGGAAUCGGUAUCGGAAUAUGGCCAGACGACCCCGAGAGGAUGCGCGUGCAUACCUGACAAGGAGUCGUGCAAUGACUGCAGCCCUCGACAGCAGAUGGAUCAGCUGGAGACCCCCAAGCAACAAGAGAAGACUACAAACGUGCACAUGGCCCACUCCAAGCUGGUUAGACACUGCGACUCGAGUGACGGGCAGUUGACCCCGGCCUCAACCACUUCGGAAAGCAUACCAUCACCUGCACCCUCCUCGGGCUUCGAGUCCUUUGGGAAGAGAAGCACCUCUGGCUCAUCCACAGGGACGCAAAGGAGCAGAUCGGGCACAGUAUCGAGCGAAGGAAGCUGGGUCCCCAGCAGUCUUUCCUACUGUGGAGACUGGCUCCAGGGCGCUCCCGUGGAGACUGCAGAAAUCCCAGGCGAGAGAUCGCGAGAACAGAACCGACGGAAGUGUCAGAUCGUACAGAAAAGCCCUCAACGCUUGAAGGCACCUGACAAAGCGGUGAUGUUUGCUGUAGCCAGCAAGACCAAACCCAAGUUAGUUGAUAUCUCUCGCCAAUCGUCCCCAGCAAUGAGUUACUCGCUCCCCACGCCUCCACAUCCCAUCCCUUCAACGCCCGACUUAGGGCAACAAGAGAUAUCAGCCUUCAGUCCCGACACGCCCAUGGACAUGUCCGACAGUGGCUACAUCACGCACCAUUCGUGUUCGUCCCCUGACGGAUUCCGAGACGAUAAGGACGACGAUGACUAUACAGAUGCCGACUCUGCUUCAGAAAGCGGUGGUGAAACAGUCAUCUGCAAAAAGCCUACCCAGAUUCACAUCAAUCCGAAGUCUACGCCGAAGUCUACGCCAAAACCAGACCUGCCGCCCAAGUUCAGCACCUCGCCAAAGAUCCAAACGUCGCCCGGACGCUCCUCGGUGACAUCCGAGAAAGAGGAACUGGAGAAAUGGUGGGAUCACGAAUGGACCAUCGACCAGCUGGAGCAUUCCGUGAAAGACUUCCCUCGCAACAUGCUCCGACUCACUUCGCCCGUCAUCAUGUUCAUCCGCCACAACAACGAAAAGGCUCUUCUACGCCCGUUCCGCAGUAUUUUCCCCAAUGUGGCGGAAAACCUGCUGGAUGGGCUCUGCGCGUCGCUCAUCGCGCGCAAUUAUGUAGUAUCCCUGGCGUCCACCAACCGGAAAACCAACAAUUUCUCCCAUCGGACUAAUCUGGCCCGUCUGGAUACCGUGCCCGAGAAAGCGGCCUCAUCCGCAGGGGUGCAGUUCAGCCCUGCCACCCCGUCCCGUAUCAAGGAACGCGUUCUCGGGUCAAGGAGCUUGGAGCUUCGCAAAGAUCUCGAUCGCAUCGUGGAUAAUCUGCUGUUCGCGAUUUGCGGUCGCGCCGACGAGACGUUGAAGUCCGCCGUGCUGGUCUUAGCACAGGUUCUUGAGACCAAGAACUAGACACAUUCUUUCUAUUGUCUCCCUCUUUUCCUUUACACUUGUGUGCUCAACACCAUAGACUAUCCGUCUUGUUUUCUUAUUUCGUCCGAUGUUUCUAUAUGUCACUCUGUCUCUCUUUGAUCAUACUUUCUUAUCAUGUCUUUCUCUUGGCUAGACCAGACUGCUUCCACCCCAGCCUUUCGUUUCGCUGUACUCUGUCCUUUCAUCUCCUUUCCGUGUCGCAUCCCCCGUUAUACAUGCCUGUGGCCUGUCAACCCCUUUCCUUGUAUUGUGUUUACAUCCUGGCCCUCCAGAUCUCAUAUGUACCGUGUGCAGUUAGCCCCUAUGGCUAAUGUAUAAUUAGUAUUAGUAGUAGUAGUAGUUAGACCCCCGUCCUAGAUAUUUAAUGAUACCCUUGC